AUGUCGAAUUACGAUCAACAAUCAGAAGAUUUUUUAAAUAGUAGCGUAUUGGGAGAUGAUUUCUUUAAUGAAAUUGUUGAGAAAAAAUUAGGAAAUUCAAGAAAUGGAUUCAAAUUGCAGUUGAUUUUGUUAUCGCCAGCCACUGGCAAGAACGAGAAUUAUGUUUCAGUUCUCUAUCGUGCAAAAAUCAAGAUUGAAAUGAUUGAGACGAAUGAGAAAAAAUCUGUUGACGUGAUCAUCAAAGCAUCGUUGACCCUCGAAGAGAUGAAAACAUUGAACUCCUUUCAUCGAGAACGAGCGAUAUACGAGAAAGUUCUUAAAAGUGUCAAAAAUAUUUGGUUUGAAAUAGCUGCUAAAGUUAUUAAGUUUGGACCACAAGAUGUUGUAUUUAAAACUAAUCCUUAUGAGAUCAUUGUGCUGGAUGAUUUGAAAGCUGCUGGUUAUGAAAUGCUGAACAGGAAAGUUGGUCUCAACAUGGAACAAACGAAAAUGUUGUUGAUGAAACUCGCUAAAUUCCAUGCUGCAAGUGCAAUUCUUUAUCAGGAGAGUGGAAAAAUUGACGAUCACUUUGACAGAAAAAUAAUUCCCUUAUUUCCUGAAGAAGGUUCGAUGAUUGACGCUUCCCGAAGAAUGCUUGAAGCUUUCGAGACUUCUGUACGAAAUAAUGAAGGGUUUGAAUACAUCGCGAAUAAAAUUUCUAAUUGGAAUGUUAAGAAAUUUUUAGCAGCAUUUACGAACGUUGCAGAGCCAAUGAAAUGUGGAUUUCAAGUUAUGAACCACGGAGAUGUUUGGGUAAACAAUUUAAUGUUCAGGUUUGACCACGAAACUAAUUCCGUAAAUGACGUUCUAAUGAUUGAUUAUGAAUUGUCAUUUUGGGGAAGUCCAGCUGCAGAUUUACUUUAUUUUUUGAUUACAUCAGUGGAAGAUAACGUCAAAGUUGAACAUUUCGACACAUUUAUUUCCUUUUACCAUGAACAACUGUCAGAAUCCUUGAAGAUGCUCAAAUACGUUGGUCACAUUCCAACGUUGUCAGAACUCCACAUUGACCUUUUAGAGAAAGGUUUCUUUGCUUGUUCAUCGAUGACUGGAACAUUGUUUUUCGCAAAAUAUGAUUCCAAUGAAGAAUUCAGCAUGGAAAUAUUCUUAUCAGACGAAGAUAAUUCUGAGAAGCUCGCGAGAUUAUACGACAAUGACAACUACAAAAAGGCGAUGCAUCUUCAAUAUUUACCAACGAAUCAAAUUCUUUACACAACAAUUAAUUAA
Messenger RNA from Clunio marinus, 1263 nucleotides. Lineage: Eukaryota; Metazoa; Arthropoda; Insecta; Diptera; Chironomidae. The record is from the annotation of a GenBank genome assembly.